Molecule: messenger RNA, 1347 nt
Organism: Echinostoma caproni
Lineage: Eukaryota; Metazoa; Platyhelminthes; Trematoda; Plagiorchiida; Echinostomatidae
Source: the annotation of a GenBank genome assembly
CUGAUUUUAGAGUCCAUUUAUAUUACACGUGAAUCUGUUGACCCAUUUCCCCCUUUUCACUCACAACUAUGUAAAUACAGCCGUCAUAAAUGCCCACACAAUGCCCGAAAAUCUCAAAUCAGAGGCCCAUGCGGAGUUUCAGAAUACACCACCAAAUAUGUUCCGUAUGAUGUAAAACCGGUAGAAUCUUACAAGCCACCACAUCGUGGGGUAGAUACACAUGGCGAAAUGGCCUCGGAAACCACACAUCGCGUGGAUUUUGUGCCGCACCCGUUAAGUACGCAAACAUCGUGCAAGAAAGAGAUCGCCUACGAAUCACCCACGGUUGCAUUCGAUGGCCUGUCCACCUAUACGAAAGAGUUUACCCCCGAUUAUCGACUAUGGGAAUUAGAGGCGCGUAAACGACCCGCAGCAACAGAAUGGACACCACCAACCGUUCGUUUUGGUGGAAUCCCAACUUACACAUCGGACUAUAUUGGUCAUAGUGCGGCUUUUGAAAGUGAUGCCGAUCAAAUAAUAAAAGAUGCGUACCGGCAACAUCUGAUCACAGAAAGAGCACACCCGAUCAUAAACAAGGAAUGCACCCAAAAAGCCACAGUACCCAUGGAACAUUUAUCCACACAUAUGCAAGACUACGGUUGGAAAACGUCAGUGCCUCCAUCUUCAUGUAAGCCGAUACACACAGAAAUUCAAAACAAGGAGCCAUUUGCCCAAGAUACUACACAUCGAGCAGACUAUCGGGAAUGGCCGAGCGAUCGCGCACAUCCAAUCACUCCCUCUGUAUCCUAUCGGCCACCAAGUGGUGAGAUGAGCGGAGACACCACUUACAUGGCUGAUUAUGUGCCACACGCAUGGAGUCGAAAUCAAUUGUUCGGACCGAAACAUAAACGCCAGUUGGACUUACCACCAUUCGAAGGUAUGUCAGAUUACCGGGACAGUUAUCGGGCUUGGAGUGUCGUCGGCAAACCGCGUGUUUGUUCACCGGACAAUGCGUAUCGAUCUCCAUCGGUGCCGUUUGAUGGUAGAAGCACCAGUAAACAGCACUAUGUGCCACACUGGGGUCACCACCCAGCGGAGUCCUGCAAACCGCAGGUACAACCGCUGUCUAGCGAGACCGCAUUCGACGAUGCCACGAUAUAUCGUGCAGAAUAUACAGCGAAACAUUUGGAUCCAUGUCCCGCUGCACUGUUAAACACAAAGAUGAGUUUGUAUCGGUUCGAACAAGAGAAUGAAGAGGGUCACAUGAUCUAUUAUCGGAAUACCGAUGAAGGAAAUUCGUUCAGCCCCAACACAGACAAAAUGGAUACCCAUCCCAACAUAUCAACAGCUGUUGCAGUGGCUAAUUAG